Messenger RNA from Lates calcarifer (barramundi perch), 3516 nucleotides. It is a transcript of the gene slc4a1b, whose product is annotated as solute carrier family 4 member 1b (Diego blood group). The record is from RefSeq and is a predicted model, not a curated record. NCBI's taxonomy places the organism in Eukaryota, Metazoa, Chordata, Actinopteri, Centropomidae. The coding region runs from base 179 to 2812 and encodes 877 amino acids. The transcript has 17 exons. Gene Ontology annotation, cellular component: basolateral plasma membrane; plasma membrane. Gene Ontology annotation, molecular function: bicarbonate transmembrane transporter activity; monoatomic anion transmembrane transporter activity; solute:inorganic anion antiporter activity. Gene Ontology annotation, biological process: regulation of intracellular pH; monoatomic anion transport; bicarbonate transport.
GCAGACACACUGAGACAGCUUUAAAGAGGUGGUGUUUAUAAAGUCACGCUUUUUUGCCGCACAAGGGUCAGUCAUUUGUCGCUGCCGUCGGCUUUGGCCUGCAGGAGUUGCCUGGAACAUUAACACCAACGCCAACCCUGGUGCAGAGUGUCAGAGGUACGUUAAGUUGAGGGAACUAAUGAAGGACCAGAAGCACGAGACUUACUGGCAGGAGACGGGUCGAUGGGUGGGCUACGAGGAAAGCUACGACCCUCAGGCUGGGGUGUGGGCGUUCUCAGAAAUCUCCUACCUCACCUUCAAGAGCCUCAUCCAGCUCCGACGUGCCAUGAACACAGGUGUGACCAUUUUUGAUUGUGAAGAGCAGACCCUGGCCACCAUUGCAGAGAAGAUGGUCACUGAGAUGGUCAACAAGAAGGAGAUCAGGCCCGGAGACCAGGAGGGAGUGCUGAAGGCUCUGCUUCAAAACCGCAGCCAAUCAGAUGACCCAGAAAGCCAAGCUCUGACUAGUGGGAUGGACCUACAGAAGUUUUCAGUCAAGGAAAGGAGGGAUGAAUCUGACCGGGUUGAGGCCUCCAUGGUGCUAGUAGGAGCCUUGGACUUUCUGGAGAAGCCGACAGUUGUGUUUGUGCGUCUGAAGAAGGCAGCAGUGCUUGACUCUGCCUUGGAGGCCCCUGUGCCUGUGCGCUUCAUCUUCGCUCUGGUUGGCCCCAGCAAGACUGAUAUGGACUACCAUGAGACUGGUCGGGCAAUGGCAGCACUAAUGGCCGAUAAAGUGUUCAAUCAGACAGCGAUGCAGGCAAAGAGUCCCCGAGAGCUGACAGACAGUGUGGCCGACUUCAUGGACUGCAGCAUCGUCAUCCCGCCCACCGAGAUCCAGAACGAAGCCAUGCUCAGCUCCAUCAUCAGCUUUCAGAAGAAACUGCUACAGGGCAGGUUCCAGUCCUCUGAUCCUGCUCUCCGCCUGGAAACCAAACCUCGUAGGGGUGGGUCCUAUCAGUCCACGCUCGUAACUACAAACCAAGUAUUUGCUGGAAAACUUUCCUAUUAUCAAUGCAUAUUAUUAAAAUUAGAUUUAAAUUCUUUUCCCUUAGUUUCCAUCACUUCCGGGUCUACUCCUGAAGACCCUCUGGCCCGUACUGGUCGACCAUUUGGCGGGAUGAUUCGAGACAUAAAGAGACGCUACCAGUAUUACAAGAGUGACAUCACAGAUGCUCUCAAUGCCCAGGUCCUUGCUGCUAUUAUCUUCAUCUACUUUGCAGCCCUGUCUCCUGCCAUCACCUUUGGAGGGCUGCUGGCUGAUAAGGUGGAAAAUAUGAUGGGGGUUCCAGAGCUCCUUAUCUCCACCAGCAUCCAGGGGAUCAUCUUCUGCUUUGUUGCUGCUCAGCCUGUCCUGGUCAUUGGUUUCUCUGGUCCUCUGUUAGUGUUCGAGGAGGCUUUCUUUGCUUUCUGCAAGUCCCAGGAGAUUGAGUACAUUGUUGGGAGAGUGUGGGUCGGAGUGUGGCUGGUCAUCAUUGUAGUGGUCAUUGUGGCCUUUGAGGGCAGCUUCCUGGUACGCUUCAUCUCACGCUUCACCCAGGAAAUCUUCUCCAUCCUCAUCUCCCUCAUCUUCAUCUAUGAAACCUUUGCUAAGCUUGGGAGGAUCUUUAAGGCACAUCCGCUGAUUCUGAAUUAUGAUCACCUGAAUGCGACUCUGGAAAAUCCCUGGCACCCAAAGGUGGAGCAGACCAUCAUCUAUGACAAUACUACCGGCAAUACAACUGUUCUAGUCAACACUUUUAAGCCACCUUACCCCAACACAGCCCUGCUUUCCAUGUGCCUCAUGCUUGGCUGUUUCUUUAUUGCCUAUUUCCUGCGCCAAUUCAAGAAUGGGACAUUCCUUCCUGGAAAGGUGAGACGUUUGAUGGGUGAUUUUGGUGUCCCCAUCGCCAUUUUCCUCAUGAUUGUUGUGGACUACAAUAUUGAGGAUACUUACACUCAGAAACUAGUGGUUCCCAAAGGUCUGAUGGUGUCCAACCCAGCCAAAAGAGGGUGGCUCAUCAACCCCUUCGGAGAGCACAAGCCUUUCCCUGUGUGGGUGAUGUUUGCAUGCUGUGUUCCGGCCUUGCUUGUCUUCAUUCUCAUCUUUCUAGAGUCUCAAAUAACAACUCUGAUUGUCAGUAAACCUGAGAGGAAGAUGGUAAAGGGAUCCGGGUUCCACUUUGACUUGCUGCUCUUAGUUGGCAUGGGAGGACUCAGUGCAAUAUUUGGUGUGCCAUGGCUGAGCGCUGCUACAGUGCGAUCUGUCACCCAUGCCAAUGCCCUUACCGUCAUGAGCAAAGGACCAAAACCUGUGAUAGAGAAAGUGAUGGAGCAGAGGAUCAGUGGCAUUGUGGUGGCUUUGUUGGUUGGUCUGUCUAUUCUGAUGGAGCCAAUCCUAAAGAUGAUCCCCAUGUCGGCCUUGUUUGGGAUCUUCCUCUACAUGGGAGUCACGUCACUAAAUGGCAUCCAGUUGUGGGAUCGUAUGCUGCUUCUGCUCAUACCCAAGAAAUACCAUCCCGAUGAACCCUAUGCCACCAGAGUGAGCACAGGGAGAAUGCACUUGUUCACAGCCAUCCAGAUAGUGUGCCUUGCACUUCUCUGGACUGUGAAGUCCAGUCCAGUAUCCCUCGCACUUCCCUUCAUACUCAUCCUCACCAUUCCUCUGCGCAUGUUUAUGACCGGGCGUCUCUUCACUGAACUGGAAAUGAAAUGUUUGGAUGCUGAUGAUGCUAAAGUGACAUUCGAGGAGGAGCCAGGGCAAGAUGUAUACUGUGAAACUCAAAUGCCAUUGUAGAUGACUGCUGCCAGAAAUCUUUUAUUUUAACAAAAGGAUAUUUAUUUUAUAUGAAGCUCAAAUUAAUGUUUCAUCUACAGUAUCUAUGAGCACAAACAUGUUAUGUUUUUUUGAUGAAAAAUGCAGAUAUAGAUUCUAUCUUUGUUGUGUCAGUAUGGAUAACAUUAAUAUAUUGUAAUGGUAAAACAUACCUGAAGAAAACAGUCACUGCCUUAUACACAGCUGAAGCCAGAAAUAUUAAUAUAACACUGUUUUUACGGAAAAGGCCUUAUAUAUAUAUAUGUGUGUGUGUGUGUGUGUGUGUGUGUGUGUGUGUGUGUGUGUGUGUAUAGAUAGAUAGAUAUAUAUAGAUAUAGAUAUAGGCAUGCAUGAAAAAAAAAAAUUCAGUGAUGCCAACACUCCAAAAAUGGAAAGACUGAAUGCUGAGUGGAAUGUAUUGUAGUGUUAAAAGCCAAAUAGUAUGUUUUCCCAGGCAACUGCACAUUGAAUGUAAUUUUAUAACAUGGGCUUUAAGUUAUUGUCAUAUUCACUCACCUUGAUGUGUAAAAUAUCCAAACUCUGAAUUUAAUAAUUUGUGAUUUAUGACGUAAUAUUGAGAGCAAAGUGUAUGUAUUUUAACAGAAAUGAUCAAACUGGUAACAGUGGAAAGCUACAGGACAAAACCACUGUAUGGCAAUACAGGGAGAAAUAAAAAGUGGUUAACA